GUAGUCCUCAUUCUCCGAGGCAACCAAGGCGUAUAAAGCUAACAGGACAACAAUUGGAUAACUUAACAAAAGACGAAUUGGCAGCCAAAUGGCAAGAACAGGAUUUAUAUGUGGAAUAUCUAGAGGCCCAAGCAGCAGCUCAGGAAGAUAUAGUAUUGUAUAUAUUUCUAAAAAAUAUUAUCAACUAUUUUUUUACACGUAGUAAUAGUAAAAGAAUAAAUAUUGUCUUUUAAGUGCAUUGAGAAAUAGUGUUAUAUUUGUGGGAAACCGGUGACAAUUUAUAGUGUGACUUACUAUAUAAGAUAUAAUAAUUAUAGAACAAGUCAAUACAUCAUCCAAACUUCAAGAUGCAUUACAUUUUUUCUUAAAACAUGCGUGUUCAUCUAAAUCAAGGUGUAUAUAGUGCAAAUCAAAAAGUGAGAUGCUGUGCAUAUUAUGCAGACACAAUAAAUUUUUCAUUUUAUUGCCAUGUCUGCUUUAAAUUAUUUUUAUUUCGUGAAAUUCAAGGAAAAUAUUAUUUUUAAUUUGAUCUUAUAAGUGAAAGUGCGGUGUGCUACGCAUGUUCUCCUAUAGUGUAAUAAGCAUUACAGUUGGCAAACAAACAUGUGUGUGCGUGUGUGUGUACACAUUCGGUAUGAAGUUUUCACCUUAUGAGGAUCAUAAGGGAUAUAACAUCUGCCCUGAUGCUAACUUUACAACCCAGAGGAAUGUAAAGAAUGGUCCCAUGCAUCCUUCGGCCUAGAAAACACUGUGCUGGUCCUGAAUAUUAUGGUGAAUUAGCUUCGUUGAGAGAAUCCGAGGAUAAGUUCAGACAGCAACAUAUCGAUGCAUCUCAUCGUGAAAAAAUCUUAGUGAGGAGGCUUGCCUCUAAAGAACAAGAACUGCAAGAAUGUGUUAAUCAAAUAUCUGAAAUGAAAGCAGCCCAAGUUCCAUCUGCUGCUUCAUUAAGAUCCGCUUUGUUAGAUCCAGCUGUAAAUAUUUUGAUACAAAAAUUAAGGCAAGAAUUGGUCACAACAAAAGCUAAAUUAGAAGAUACACAGAGUGAACUAAGUGCAUGGAAAUUCACACCAGAUAGUAAUACUGGAAAAAGAUUAAUGGCCAAAUGUAGAUUAUUAUAUCAAGAAAAUGAGGAAUUGGGUCGAAUGAUAGCUAGUGGAAGAAUUGCUAAAUUAGAAGGUGAACUCGCAUUACAAAAAAGCUUCAGCGAAGAAGUCAAAAAAUCUCAAUCAGAGCUAGACGAAUUUCUUCAAGACCUAGAUGAAGAUGUGGAGGGUAUGCAAAGUACAAUUUAUUUUUUGCAACAAGAAUUACGUAAAGCACGAGAGUCGGUUAUUUUACUGCAACAAGAAAAUGCGGUAUUGAAAAUAACCGGCGCUGCCGGUACCGGUGAAAAUAAUUCAACAAAUUUAACUAACGGAUUGUCGCCUCAUACAUCUUCAAUUAAAAAGGAAAAAUCAGAGGAGAACAUAGCUAUAGAAGUAAAGAGCUCGAAACUCUUAAUAGAAGAAAGUGAUAUGUGUAAAACUACGAGAACUUCACCGUUACUAGAUAAUAAUAAACUACUUCAAAGUGAGCGCGCAAGUAUUGAAAGAGGAGUAGAUCGAAUAGACAGAAAAAUAAAUCAAACAGAUCAUAAUGACGAAAGUUCGAGCGAUUCGGCUGCUUUAAUAAUCAAAGUCGAAAAUGAAGAGUUAAGUGAUAGGGAAGAAGAUCACGAGGAAAAUCGAAAUAACAAAAAAACAUUGAGGACUAAGAGUUAUGAUAAAUACAGUGGAAAAACGAAUGGGGAUGAAAUAUUGACUAGAGCGACUAGGGGUAGGGAAAGGACAAAAAGGGACAAAAGUGCACCAAGCAGUGACGACGAAAGGACGCAUAAAAAGAAAAGAAGAGAAAGUGUUCUUUCUCUGGAUUAUAACGACGCUGACGAUGAUGCAUUAGUUCUGACCAAUGGUGAGACUCUUCAAAGUGAUCCUGAGUGAAUAAUCCCUAUUAUGCAUUAUCGUUUCACCGCACGUAAUUUGUUAGAGAAAUAACGUGGUUCGCAAUAUAGAAUUAAUGUCCAUUGUACAAAAACAGAAUUUGUACUUAUUUCUUGGUAACAAAAUUCUGUGCUAUUCUAAUCCUGUAGUAUUAUAGUUCGUAUACUAAUUAUCAUGUGUAACUUUGUACUUCUGAUACUAUUGGUGAUUCUUCAAUUGAGUCAAAUAAGCUAUUAUCUCAUUUUCAUAUUUCUUUAAAUCACUCUCUGUGUAUAUUAUAUUAUAUUAUAUUGUAUUAAUCGUAUUCUCUCUCUCUCUCUCUCUUUCUUUCUCUUUUUCUUUAUUAUUCUAUUAUAUUACAUUUCAAUUUAUUCCAUUCUCUUCUACUUUGACAUCUACAUAUAUAUGAAUUUAAUUUGUAAAUAAAAGUUUGUGAACCACACAUGAUCCACGAGUCAUGAAAUAUUCUAGUUACGUCUUCGUUGAUUAUCAAUGGGUGGUUUGGGUGAAAUAAGGGUAUUUUGGUACAUUAUUUUUUAAUAACUAACCAAAAUUAAGUCAAAAUUGCGUGAAAAUUAAUUUAUUUGUAUUGCAUUAAUGAAAUAGUAAAAAAAGAAAAAAGAAAAAACAAUGAAUUUAAAAAAUCUA
Messenger RNA from Vespula vulgaris, 2627 nucleotides. RefSeq names its product pre-mRNA-splicing regulator female-lethal(2)D-like (gene fl(2)d). The coding region runs from base 717 to 1979 and encodes 420 amino acids. Lineage: Eukaryota; Metazoa; Arthropoda; Insecta; Hymenoptera; Vespidae. The transcript is spliced from 6 exons. The record is from RefSeq and is a predicted model, not a curated record. Gene Ontology annotation, cellular component: nucleus. Gene Ontology annotation, biological process: regulation of alternative mRNA splicing, via spliceosome.